ACAACACGGUGCUGAGGUUCAAAUUCAAGACACCGCCUGAAGGAGACUGCUUUGCUCCGUGCCAAGCAGUUGCAACGUCAGUCGAGCUUGGAUAUAAGCCUUGCACUGGCCUUAUGCAAUGCAGAAGGCGGGGUAACUCAUAUCUCGAAGUGUGACAGGUACAAAUAUCUCGGCUUUGAAGUUGACAGUCAAGCACAUGGCCCGUGGUCCAGCAAACAGCAUCUUGCCAAUAUGGCGAUCAACGCAGCAAGGGCGGCCAACAGAAUUCACAGCCUGACCCCAGUGAUCGGUCACCUGUCGAUCAACUUCAAGAGACUGCUGUACAAGAGCUACGUCGACUGCUAUGUGGCAUUCUGCGCCCAGAUUACGUUUGAUGCGCCGCUGGCCCACAGCAAGUGCUUGAUAUCGAUGCAAACCAAAUUCUGCAAAAGAGCGCUUGGUCUAUCCAAAGGAGCGCCGUCGGCCAUCGGCACUGUCGACCUGACGCUGCUCCCAGUGGCAGCCAGGAUGAGAGAGAUCGCGGUGAAGUACAUACGCUACUUGGAGGGCAUUGCGGACGAGAGAAUUGUGGGCCUAGCUCUGCGCCAGGCGAAGACCAAUGCUGAGAAGUUCCCCAGAAAGAAGACUUGGUAUGCACAGGUCAAAGCCCUGACAGACCAAGCUGGACUCUCGCAAGAUCAGGAAGAUUGCCCAGUGAAAUUCUCCGACUGGCUGUAGAUGCAGGAACACGCAACUUGGCAGAAGACUAUCAAAGAAAAAGCUUGCUACGCACACUUGCCAGACAUCGACUCCGAAAGCUUCAAGCAGAGGAAGCCAUACACGAUGGCAGAUGGCAGAAACGCGCAAUUCAUUGCCCGACUGCGAUGCGGAGACGACUCCUU
Protomyces lactucae-debilis is the source of this 881-nucleotide messenger RNA. RefSeq lists its product as uncharacterized. The transcript has a single exon. Bases 232 to 717 code for a protein of 161 amino acids. The record is from RefSeq and is a predicted model, not a curated record. NCBI's taxonomy places the organism in Eukaryota, Fungi, Ascomycota, Taphrinomycetes, Taphrinales, Protomycetaceae.